ACACGCACAUAAAUUUUGCUCUGACAGGAAACAACCUCGAUUAUAGGAAGACGCUUUUCGACUUUUCAGCCAAAUGUGACGAGGACGCCGAUGGAAAUGGCUUCGGUCUCCGCCGUGGGUCUGCUUCUGCUCUGCUGCUCCGUCCUCGCAGAUUCUGAGGAUGCUUGUGACCAAUAUGCCGCCGCUGGGAAGGACGUCACCAUACCAAUGAAGUACAAGCUCUCAGAAAAGUUUAAAUGGAAAUUUAAUAGUGAAGUAAUAUUCUACAAGGCAAAGGACAGUAUUAUCGGCACGACCAACUAUAGUGUUGAUCCAGACGGAUCCCUGAAACUGGCAGCUGUGACAAAAGACAACGAAGGAAUCUACAAACCGGAAGUUUUUGGAGCAGAUGGAAAAGCCCUCCUGAAUGUGGAGGGCAUUCGUUUGUGCGUUGUAGAACGUGUACGGAAACCGAGCGUGAUCCAGAAGUGUUCAGAGAAAACAGUGGUGUUUACCUGCACCGCUGCCAAGGGAGAUGCGCAUGUGAAAUUUGAAUGGCUUCGAGAUAAUAAGGUGGAGGCGAAGACCCCGACUCUGACACUCAACACCCCAAAAGUGGAAAAUCAGGCGUUUAUUUGUAACGUUUCCAACGAGGUCAGCUCUGCCGUCAGCGACCCGAUCACUCAGAAUUGCUACAAGUCUGGUUUGUUGCCUGAUAGUUUAUUUGGAAUUAAUAUCUGGAUUAUCGUCGGCGUAGGAGCAGGUCUCGUUGUGCUGCUGAUCGUCUUGGUCAUUGUUUGCUGCAUCCGGGCCAGACGGACGAAGCGUAUGCGACUGAGGGAUGAGGAGGAGCUUCGUUUGGAGUUCACCAACCCAGACCAACAGCAGCAGUGCCACCAUCACACCGACCGCCACCAGCGCCCUCACCAGCACCAGCACCAGCACCAGCACCGCCACCAGCACCAGCAGCAGCCGGCCGGCCACACCGGGCCUCGGCAGCACCGCACCAAACAGAACCGCAGCCAGCCGCCGCAGACCAGAGCCGGCGAGCCGCCCAACGGGGUCCCCCAGCCCAGCCCCCGGAGGCCUGCACAGGCUCCCAGGCCGCCCAGCGACGAGCAGCCGCCUCCUCUGCCUCAGCCGAGGAAGAAAACCCCCAGGAAGGUGUGACGUGAGUUCAGAAAGCAGACGUCGUCUUCUGAUCCCCACACUGGACGUCUUCCCCUUUUUCAAUCUGUGCUUCUGUUCCACCGACUCAGCAGAACUCCACCACAGCUGCUCCUCCGUUGCAUCGAAAUGCUUUGAAAGUCAAUUUGAGCAAAACGUCCUGGUGGUGUUUAAAAUCCUAAACGCUGAACUCAAACUAUUAAUCUGCACAAGCUCCACUCAGGAGUUUCUUCUGUGGAGAGAAUCCACCAACAAACCUGAAGAACCUGUGAGGUUUACAACAACGAUCAAACUUUAAAGCCGUCACUUCAAACUGUACUUUUUCUAGAGUUUUCCUUCGUUUCUUUGUACUCGAGUAAAUGACAAAUAACACAUAAGUACUCUCCAGUGGAAAACAUAUCGUGUAUAUUAUAGAGAAUCAACAAUCAACCGAAUGUGAGCUUCAAACUUGUCUGAUGUUUAGAUCCUUUUCCUGCUGUUUUGACUUUUCCCUGUGACACGUCAACCAGGUCAUUGCGAGUCAUUCCACAUUAGCAGCAGGAACAGUUUGACAUUUUGGGGGACGAAAGGGGUCCAGGCCUUAGCGUCUUAGCUUAGCAUAAAGACUAGCAACAGGGAAGCAGCUCGAUUAAUUCUAUCGGAACCUCAUUUAUUAAUAAGUUGUAUGUAGAAGACGACAGAUGCAAGCCAGAAUUGAUUACUACUAAUUAAAGAGAGCAAUAACCCGUAUUUGGAGCUGGUACGAGUUUGCAGUAAAAUGCAAAUCUGAAAAUCUACAGCAGCACAACUUCCGACAAAAAGCUUUGUUGAAAAACGCCAGACGGUCAAACGCUAAAUCAGAGAUGAAUGAAAGCGCUGCUGCUGCGGAUGCAAAGAUUUUCGUGACGUUUCCAGGCAAGUUAGCUUUUAAUGCUAUGCUAAGCUAACUAAGUAAUGAGUGUUAGCUAUCUGCUCACCUAGCUUAGCGAUAAGCACCGUCAGGGGGAACUAGAUGAAAAAUUAUAACGAUAAAAUGUUUCAGUCGAUAUCGUUAACUAUGCAUCAUUUUAUUCGCCUUUUUUUUUUUUUUUUUAACGAGAACCGUUAUUAAUUUUUAUGUUAAUACAACAAUGAAAAUCGCUAAUAAAUACUCGUAAACACAAUAAUCAUCUGACCUUGAAACCUAUUAAAUAUAACGAUAAAAUAUAUGAACUUACAAAGCAGAAGAAGAAGAAGAAGGUCACGGUGUCAGUAAACGUGUCGUAGAUCAGCUGCAGUACCUGGUUGUUCCACCAGGUGGAGUUUAGCUCGUAAAGGGGGCGCCAUGACAAAGACUUCAGGGCGGCUUGACUAGAAGUAAAAAAUGAGAAGUGACGUAAAAUAAUGAGGCUUGAAUAGACGAGUACAAGUUUAGCUCUGUCUGCAUUUUGAAUUUUAUCAAUUAACCUCUUUGAUGAUUCUGUCGCAGCCGAUUAUCGGUUCACAAAAUUAGUUGAAAGCGUGCAUCCCAGGUUGUAUCGAUCGGCUUUCUUAUUAGUUUUAAUUAAUCAUCCAUCGCAGAUCACGAUGUUUUCAGGCCCUCAGUCCGCUCCUCAAGAUGCCAAACCGUUCAUUUUAACUGCAGCUUUUAUCAACUGUUUAUUUUUGUUUGUUUGUUUGCUGCCGACGAGCAGCCAAUGAUAGCGAGUUAUAUUUAUCGUUGUGUCACAAAGACUUUAAUGCAAUUAGACGUGGUCUACAGAGCCUCCGACGUGGGCUCUUACUUCCUGUCCAGCAGCUGCCUUUAAUGUGCGUUUUACAAACUAUUUUUAUCCGUUUCGUUGGAGGCGGGUUUCAAACUAUGUGUCAUGUGCGUUGUGUUUUGCUCGUACGUCGUCCUCCAGCCUUCUAAUUUAACAUUUACUGUGUGUGCUGUCAGCGGCAAACCGUCACUGUAACCUGUCUGUGUUUUAAAUAAACUCUGUUAAUUGUGAUGGUAAA
Molecule: messenger RNA, 3105 nt
Organism: Stegastes partitus (bicolor damselfish)
Lineage: Eukaryota; Metazoa; Chordata; Actinopteri; Pomacentridae
Gene: cd2
Product: CD2 molecule
Exons: 8
Coding region: 91-1149 (352 amino acids)
Cellular component (GO): membrane
Source: RefSeq, a predicted model, not a curated record